Molecule: messenger RNA, 6139 nt
Organism: Scatophagus argus
Lineage: Eukaryota; Metazoa; Chordata; Actinopteri; Scatophagidae
Gene: mef2d
Product: myocyte enhancer factor 2d
Exons: 12
Coding region: 546-2237 (563 amino acids)
Biological process (GO): cell differentiation; positive regulation of transcription by RNA polymerase II
Molecular function (GO): DNA-binding transcription factor activity, RNA polymerase II-specific; RNA polymerase II cis-regulatory region sequence-specific DNA binding; histone deacetylase binding
Source: RefSeq, a predicted model, not a curated record
UUGGGGCGUCCAGAGUGAGGCGUUCCACCAGCAGUUGUCACUUGAGCAGUGGAUGAUGGCACAUAUGCUGCUCUGAGUUGGACCCUGUUUCUCUUCAGGACUGUAUCCCCUCUGAGGUCUUUGACUUGGACUAUCUCGUACUUGGAGCUCUUUUAAAAUUAACUGGCCUCGAUCCAGAUUACGGGCUGUUUCUUUUUUCUCUCUCUCUCUGUGUGUCAGAGCAUUUCCAUACUGCCUCUUGGCAUCUUUAAUCUUUGACGGAGCUGCCCAGCUGAGGUGAAGGGGAGGGCAGAGGACCCCGGUUCAGCCUGUGGAGUGUGGAUGACCUGCCCCCGGAAACAGGACCAUGAUCUGAAGAGGGCGUCGCACACCUGUUCUUCCUCUCCUCCUUCUCCCUGUCUUUUUUCUUUCUUUCUUUUUUUUUUGUAAACUGACGGCGUGACGGCCUCCCUGCAGUGUGCACAAAGAGGACGAACCAAACGAGACCAGACAAUUUAAGGAGGAAGAAAUCCCAACGACAGCCACCUGUGAGCGACACCGGAAACAUGGGGAGGAAAAAGAUUCAGAUCCAGAGGAUCACUGACGAACGCAACAGACAGGUGACGUUCACCAAGCGGAAGUUCGGUCUGAUGAAGAAGGCGUACGAGCUGAGCGUCCUGUGCGACUGCGAGAUCGCCCUCAUCAUCUUCAACCACUCCAACAAGCUGUUCCAGUAUGCCAGCACUGACAUGGACAAGGUCCUGCUGAAGUACACCGAGUACAACGAGCCGCACGAGAGCCGGACCAACGCCGACAUCAUCGAGGCUCUGAACAAGAAAGAGCACCGGGACUCUGAGAGCCCAGAACCCGAGGAGCCCUUCUCCCUCACCCCCCGCACUGAGGAGAAAUACAAAAAAAUUGACGAGGAGUUUGAUAAAAUGAUGCAGAACUAUAGGCUGUCAUCUACAGUCCCACAGCCCACCUUCUCCAUGCCAGUCACCGUGCCAGUAUCCAAUCAGAACGCGGCGGCGGCGGCGGCCCUCCAGUUCAGUAACAACCCCAGCGGCGCCCUGGUCACCACCACCUCCUUUGUCACCUCCACCCUCACAGACCCCCGCCUCCUGUCGCCACAGCAACCGGCUCUGCAGAGGAACACCGUGUCGCCAGGGUUACCGCAGCGACCCGCGAGCGCAGGUGCUUUGUUGGGAGGAGAUCUGGGGAAUUCGAACGGAGCGUGCCCGAGUCCCGUCCCUAAUGGCUACAUCAGCGCCAGGGCCUCGCCGGGCCUCCUCUCUGUGUCCAACGGCAACAGCCUGGGGAAAGCAGCGCUGGCUAAGUCUUCGCCUUCGCCCAGCCCUCAGAUGGUCAACAGCCGCAAGCCGGACCUCAGGGUCAUCACCUCGCAGAGCGGCAAGAGUCUCAUGCAGCUGACAGAGGACGAGCUGGAGUUGGUGAGUGAGAAUGCUCAGCGGCUAGGUGGCUCCCAGGUGGCACAGCCGCUCACCACACCAGUGGUCUCCGUGGCAACACCCAGUCUCCUUGCGCCAUUCAGCACCAUGCAGACGGCCUACAACACCGAGUACCAGCUGACGAGUGCAGAUCUCACGGCGCUCCAGACGUUCACACCACCGGGGCUGGUGCCUGGAAACAUGGCUGCCUGGCAACAGCAACCAGCAGUCUCCCAGCAACAGCAGCAGCAGCAGCAGCAGCAGCUGAGCUUGGCGUCGCUCAGUAACUUGGUCAUGUGGGGUGCAGAGAAACAGAAUGCGGAGAUGGUUAACUGCAUCUCCAAUUUUGCUGCUAACCUGAGGCCGGUGGGUCACAUACCGCAGGGCGCCGCACUGACAGUCAACACAAACCCCAACGUCAACAUCAAGUCCGAACCCGUCUCGCCAAACCGCGACCGCAGCACUCCCAUCUCCACAGGCGGGGGAGGCGGAGGCGGGACAGGAGGCCAGGGUCAAGUCCAGGGACAAGGCCUGGUGACGGUCGCCUACCCGGCUACCCUGCGCCUGGACGUGGGAGGUCAAGGCCGCUCGCCGGUCGACAGCCUCAGCAGCAACGGCAGCUCGUAUGAGGGCAGUGACCGGGACGACGGCGCCCAGGGACGAGGAGGGGGUCCAGACUUUCACCACCAGGCCAGCGGCGGCGGGGCCCAACAGCCCGCCACGGUCCUCCUGCGGCCCUCAUCAGCCGAGCCCCAGGAGCAGGACGGGACCAACGUCAAGAGAAUGAGACUGGACACCUGGGUCACAUGAAGAGACGGCCAGAGAGGGACGGACGGACGGAUGGAGGAUGGAGAUGUGUACUUGUGGCUUGUGUACAUGCCCCCACCAGCCCUGAUGCCCCCCGAUCUCCUUCCCCACACACACACACACACACACACACACACACACACACACACACACACACACACACAGUAACCUGCUGUAACCUACCUGUCCAGGAAAACAUGCAGACAACACAAGCAUGCUAACACACGCUCAUGUGGCACGUAUGGAAACUGACACACACACACACACACACACACUUGUAUGACAAUGUGCACACACCUUUGAACUCUUUGACUCACACACAGACAAAACCCCGAGGGGUUGAGCCACCAAACCAGGGAUUAUUUAUCAUGUUGGACUUUAUUCAGCUGUCUUUGAGCAGACGAGUUUCUCACGAGGCCGCAGCGGCCAGUAAAAUCCUCAAUUUGGCCACUUGGACGAUUUGACCCGCCGGCCGCAGGCAGAGCCGACGUGCUGCUGGUCUCGCGGCCGGUCUCCCACCCUCACGUCCUGACUGUGUGUUUGUGAGCGGAGUCAGGCCGCCACAUGGCGGGGCUGCGCGGCUUCGCUUCCGGUUCUUGUUUCUUUUGUAAGAAGCCGGUUUGGGCCGUUUUGCUCUUUUUGUUUUUUAAAGUGUGGAGUUUUGUCCUUCUGUCUUGAUUGUUGAUCUUUAGAGUUUGGGGAUUCGUUUUGAACACAAAGACACUAAAAUAAAAAUAAAUAAUAAUAAUUUAAAAAAAGCUCGCCUCCCUCCCUCCCGAGCCGAGCCGAGCCGAGCCGGAGUCCGCGUCUACGGGCCGCGGGUCUGAAGUGGACCUGAUCUGUUGAAGGGGUGAGAGGCUGCUUUUCUUUGAAUCAGGGACGAGCUGCGGCAGCUCAGCCACACAUGACGCGGCUGGUCAACUACGGAUGCUGAGAAAGGCGCGCGCGUGUGUAUGUGUGCGUGCGCGCGCGGGUUUGUUACCUCAGUGAUGCGGUCAAGUGUUGGCGGUCAGUUUGAACACACACCUGCGAUGCACGCGGCCGACGUUGUUUUUGUGAAGCGACUCGUGUUUGGCGCAGAGGGCGGAGGUGACGUGUACAUAAGCAAUCUGUAACCUUUGUGGCUUCUGUGUGACGGAGACGAGCUGAUCUGAGGGUGCAGAUGAAACACGCGCAUACAUUGAAACAGCUUCCGGCGGUAGCGAGGGCAGCUCUGCCUCUGGGGCCGGGGGCUUCAGCAGACGACAGGGAUUGUACAUAUGAAGUCUAUAUUCAGCAGGAUGUCCCCUAAGGAACGAGAGAAAAAGCAAACGCGUUGAUUCUCAGUGGAUCGCUCCUCUUUUUUAUUGUUAUUUAUGCGUGUACAUAAAAGUGUAAUAUGACGACAAGCCAAGAGAGGGCGCUGCAGAGGCGGAAAGGGAAGACGUAGCCGUGGCGACUCGGACUGUUUUCAGUGAGCGAUGGUCAGGACUCUGUCACUGAUGGAGCGCACUUUACCUGAACCCCCCAACCCCCACCUGCACCCACCCCGAGCCCUGACACCUUAACACACACCUGCCCCGUGGACACACACACACACAUACACACACAGGUUAGACUGAUACACGAGUACAUCUCUGCACUUUUUAUUUAUUUAAUCCUACAAAUUGUGUUGUAAUUUAGUUAAUUUGAUCAGAGCUCCCUUUGCAGCCGUAAACAUUUGUGGUGGCUCACUGGCUGCCCGUUUAAAAAUGAAUUCAGGUAUUCAGGUUCAUUCAGGUAUUCAGGUUCAGGUGAUCUGAAAUGCUCAGAUGCUGCAGAAAAACGUGCUCAUAAGACGUUAUGGUGGCAGGAAGUAAAAGGUUAGAAGAAGUCUUUCUAAAGCUUGAGUGGCACAUUUAACUCACUGAAAUGAUUUUUAAUAGUGAAAUCACUCACAGAGUAAUGACUCAGCUGAAAAGUUUGGCUAAAAACGCUGAAUCACUCGUUCAUCUUUCCAUCUACGAUCAGUUUGUCCCCUGUUGGCCUAAAACUAAUGUUAGCAAACAUGGCGACUACUUAAUGUUAAGUAAAGUGUUGUUUUCCAGCCAAACUCCGCGUUGCUGUCCUGUUAAGAGCCACGUGCGCCCGUCACUGUCAUGUGACGUGGAGGCAAAAAAAACCAAAAACCGUGAAGGUUAAAGACGUGAGAGAAGUCAUCUCUGCGACAGGAGGCAAAGGGUGAGUCAGGGUUUAGUGGGUCGGUUUUAGAAACAAAUUCAUGUAUUUAUUUAUUUAUUUGUAUUAUUUUCCCCUGAAAGCCCUCUGCAGCCUCCGUCCAUUUGCUCGUUAAAAGCUUUGGAGGCAGUUUGGGUGUCGUUUGGCGCUAAGCCGGAGGCUUCAGAGCGAGUCUUGAUCCUUUAAUGACUACCUCCCAAAUCCAACGCAGCCGCCACGUCCUCCUCGUGGACAGGCCCUCCUCACGCCCCUGUCGCCCCUGUCACUCACUCACUCACCCGCUGUGUUUCCCUGCCUCUCUGGGAGGUUAGUCUCACACACACUCACACACACUCACACACACCGUCCACACUGCAGGUGUCAGCACUGAAAUGAGUCAGCUGAUGCUGGGGGUCGUUUUGUUUCUUUAAGGGAAACUCCCGUCUCCUCACUUCCCCCUUUUCUCCCCCUCCGUCUGUCGUCCCCCCCCGUGACGAGUCUGUGCGUCGGCGUUGCUUUUCUGAGCGCGUGGCAGACCGAACGUGAAUCCCAUCCUUUGACUGUUAGGACUGUUGUUCCCUGAGCUUCGAACAAAAAAAGAAAAAGCCGUGGACCCCGGGCAGGAGGCCGUAGGCUGGCCUCGAACGGGGACUCUCAGGAGUUCCAGUGGUUGCAUGUUCUGUAGAGCAACACUAGGGGUCGCUGUAAUCACGAAACACAAAGACAAUCGUGCUGAGGAAUAGUUUUAAGAACCUGCACCCCCCACACCUGUUGAAAGCGGUUCUUCUUGCUCCUGUAUACUGAUGUUUAGAGCUCACUUUCCAGUGUUAAUUUGUGCUGGUGACAGUCUGUUUUUAAUUGUUCUCUGAGCAUUGAUAUUAUUAUUAUUCUUAUUAUUAUUAUCAUCAUGACCACAGCCUCCCCUGAUGGUCGUGAUGGUAUAGAAAUCUGCGUUUUGUUUUUCUUUGUGUAGGUUAGGCAUCUUGUUUUAUUUGGAUUUUUAUUUUAUGAUAUAAAAAUAUUCUAUAAAUAUUUUUUUUUCUGUUUUGGGGAUUUGUUUUCCUUUUUUCUUCAAAAAGGGUGUUACUAAUGUUGCACGAUUUUUAUGACAUGAAACAAACCACACAAGCAUAGCGAUGUUAGUGCACGUGUGGCUGCGGACGGAGACGCCGAGCGAGUCCACAAACUGCUUCAAUGCUGCAACUUUCGAGUCCAAUGUACAAAAAACCUCUCAGUCCACGCACACGUGGAGGGAGGGGCAGGGCGGCGGCGGCGGGGUGGGGUCAGCGUGACACGUCUAACUUAUAUCUGACCAGACACAAUGAUGUCAAUGCAUGAGCGUUUAAAAACAAGCCAAGAGUGAAUCAUGUUAUAGGAAAUAAGAUGUAAUAUGGACACAAAUAUUCAUCACACAGAAAUAUGUUUAAGGAAAAAAAAAAUGAAAUUGAAGAAAAAAGUUUAAAAUAAAUUAUAGCUAAUAUAUUGUGUUCGGCUAGUCUGCUUUUUUUGUUGUAAAGAUACUUUUUUGUUGUUUUUGGAGAAUGAUAUACAAUUUGUGUAUAUUUUCAUAAAUAAAGUAUGCACUGAUAUGUUAUUACAAAUUCUAUACUGCUUUUACAAAAAAGUGUUUGUUAUUGUACCAAAGUAUCCAUUGGUCCCCUCUUACCCUCCUGCCCUUUUUGCGUAUGUUUUAACGUAUUUUAUAUAUUAAAUAGACAAGUUGACCUACA